Molecule: messenger RNA, 1779 nt
Organism: Ceutorhynchus assimilis (cabbage seed weevil)
Lineage: Eukaryota; Metazoa; Arthropoda; Insecta; Coleoptera; Curculionidae
Source: the annotation of a GenBank genome assembly
AUGUUUGAAAUGGUUCUAGUUAUCGUCUCAAUCAAGUUUCAGAGCGUUACAGUUUUCCGAAAUGUGUUUUUCCAAUUUUUUUCUAUCAUUUUCGCACUAAGGGUAGUUUUUAACACACUCCGACGGCAGGUAAGGGGAUUUCCUUUGGAGGGAAUGUUUGAAAUGGUUCUAGUUAUCGUCUCAAUCAAGUUUCAGAGCGUUACAGUUUUCCGAAAUGUGUUUUUCCAAUUUUUUUCUAUCAUUUUCGCACUAAGGGUAGUUUUUAACACACUCCGACGGCAGGUAAGGGGAUUUCCUUUGGAGGGAAUGUUUGAAAUGGUUCCAGUUAUCGUCUCAAUCAAGUUUCAGAGCGUUACAGUUUUCCGAAAUGUGUUUUUCCAAUUUUUUUCUAUCAUUUUCGCACUAAGGGUAGUUUUUAACACACUCCGACGGCAGGUAAGGGGAUUUCCUUUGGAGGGAAUGUUUGAAAUGGUUCUAGUUAUCGUCCCAAUCAAGUUUCAGAGCGUUACAGUUUUCCAAAAUGUGUUUUUCCAAUUUUUUUCUAUCAUUUUCGCACUAAGGGUAGUUUUUAACACACUCCGACGGCAGGUAAGGGGAUUUCCUUUGGAGGGAAUGUUUGAAAUGGUUCUAGUUAUCGUCUCAAUCAAGUUUCAGAGCGUUACAGUUUUCCGAAAUGUGUUUUUCCAAUUUUUUUCUAUCAUUUUCGCACUAAGGGUAGUUUUUAACACACUCCGACGGCAGGUAAGGGGAUUUCCUUUGGAGGGAAUGUUUGAAAUGGUUCCAGUUAUCGUCUCAAUCAAGUUUCAGAGCGUUACAGUUUUCCGAAAUGUGUUUUUCCAAUUUUUUUCUAUCAUUUUCGCACUAAGGGUAGUUUUUAACACACUCCGACGGCAGGUAAGGGGAUUUCCUUUGGAGGGAAUGUUUGAAAUGGUUCUAGUUAUCGUCUCAAUCAAGUUUCAGAGCGUUACAGUUUUCCGAAAUGUGUUUUUCCAAUUUUUUUCUAUCAUUUUCGCACUAAGGGUAGUUUUUAACACACUCCGACGGCAGGUAAGGGGAUUUCCUUUGGAGGGAAUGUUUGAAAUGGUUCUAGUUAUCGUCUCAAUCAAGUUUCAGAGCGUUACAGUUUUCCGAAAUGUGUUUUUCCAAUUUUUUUCUAUCAUUUUCGCAAUAAGGGUAGUUUUUAACACACUCCGACGGCAGGUAAGGGGAUUUCCUUUGGAGGGAAUGUUUGAAAUGGUUCUAGUUAUCGUCUCAAUCAAGUUUCAGAGCGUUACAGUUUUCCGAAAUGUGUUUUUCCAAUUUUUUUCUAUCAUUUUCGCACUAAGGGUAGUUUUUAACACACUCCGACGGCAGGUAAGGGGAUUUCCUUUGGAGGGAAUGUUUGAAAUGGUUCUAGUUAUCGUAACAUUCAAGUUUCAGAGCGUUACAGUUUCCCGAAAUGUGUUUUUCCAAUUUUUUUCUAUCAUUUUCGUACUAAGGGUAGUUUUUAACACACUCCGACGGCAGGUAAGGGGAUUUCCUUUGGAGGGAAUGUUUGAAAUGGUUCUAGUUAUCGUUUCAAUCAAGUUUCAGAGCGUUACAGUUUUCCGAAAUGUGUUUUUCCAAUUUUUUUCUAUUUUUUUCGUACUUAGGGUAGUUUUUGACACACUCCGACGGCAGGUAAGGGGUUGUCCUUUGGUGGAAAUGUUAGAAAUGGUUCUGAUGAUCGUCCCACUGGGUUUGAUGGUGUUAUAUUUUUCCGAAAUGUGCUUUUCCAAUUAUUUUAAUAAUAAGGGUUGA